AUGAAUUCGCCAAUAUCACCACAAACUCCUUUGAGCUUCGAAUUAAAAACAAUUAUAAACAACAGAAAUGUUUUGAGUAUGAGGAGUCGCAUGAGAGUACUUAACAGUCUGAAUGAAAGUAAUCAGAAACAUUUAGAAGAAAAGGAAAAAAAUCUAAGAUCUCAAGCAGUGCAAGAAAUUUUAACAACGGAAGUUACUUAUUUACAUCAAUUGGAAAUCUUAAUGGAGUUCUUUAUACAACCUAUGGUUAAAAAAAAAUUAUUAGAUCACAUUCUCCUUUCAACAUUGUCUGAAAACAUAAAAACAUUGUACAAUGUUAGUGGAGAAUUAGUUAUGGAAUUAAAACAGGACCCACACAACAUAGCUGGUGCAUUCCAUAAACUUGCUCCAUUUUUUAAAUUAUACUCUGUUUAUGCUUAUGAUUAUGAACAAGUUUUAUCUUUAUUACAGUCAAAACAAGAGAGUAACUUUGCAUUUAAAGAUUUUAUCAGUAAACAAGAAUCAAGACCAGAAGUUGGUAGAAAAUUACCUUCAUUAUUAAUUACACCUAUACAAAGGGUACCUAGGUAUAAAUUACUUUUACAAGAAGUCUUGCAACAUACUCCAAAUAAACAUAAAGAGUAUAAUCUUUUACAAGUAUGCUUAGUAGAAAUUGAAAAAGCAGCAAGACAUAUAAAUGCUUUAGUUGAACAGCAUGAAGAAGCACAGAAGUUAUUAAAACUUCAAAGAUGUAUUAUGAAUCCAAUUAAUUUGGUGAAACCUGAUAGAAAAUUGAUUAAACAAGGUGCUUUAAUGAGAGUGUCAAGACGAGGGAAUUCUGCAUAUAGAAGAUAUUUUGUUCUUCUCAGUGACACUUUACUAUAUUGUAAGGGAGAUCCACAAACUUCAUUAACUGUUUGUUGCGUUUUACCUCUGAAUAAAUGUAAAGUUGAAUGCGUUUUAAGCGGCGGAUUGUUUCGUGUAACUUGUUUAAAUGAGAUACUCUUACUUUAUUCAGAGAAAGACGAUAGCAAUUUAUGGAUAGAAGCAAUACAAAACUCUAUAAAAAAGUAUGCAGAAUGUAGACAGACUUUACGAAAAGAUAGCAGUUCAAGAAAACCAUUGAGACAUAAUAAUCUUAAUCUUUUUCCAUCUGAAAAUAUACCAGUAGUAGCCAAUAAGAGAAAAAGAUCAGAUGGAGAAUCUGAGGUUAAUCUGGAUGCAUCAAGGAUUAUGUAUCUCAAAAAAGAUAACGAAGCAGAUGCAGAUGUACAACUGGAAAAUAAUUGCUUCAUACUAUUAAAAAGAUUUAAGAAACUGAAAAAUAGUAAUAAUUCAGAAUAUGUUGAAUCAUGUUUACAUAAUAUUAAUUGUAAUGUUAUGGGCAAAGAAAAUGAAUAUUUUCUAGAGAACACAGCACCGUCUUUAUCACCUGUUUCAUCUUCAAAUUUUGAACAAGCUACGUCAACAUUGAAAUGUGUUACUGAUUUUUUUUUAUCUAUUGGAUCAUCUUUAAAAGAGUUUUUUAGAUUUAAAUAAGACAAUUAUAGU
Dufourea novaeangliae is the source of this 1530-nucleotide messenger RNA. Its product is annotated as rac guanine nucleotide exchange factor JJ-like. Gene Ontology annotation, biological process: intracellular signal transduction. The record is from RefSeq and is a predicted model, not a curated record. The transcript is spliced from 8 exons. Gene Ontology annotation, cellular component: cytoplasm. The coding region runs from base 1 to 1518 and encodes 505 amino acids. NCBI's taxonomy places the organism in Eukaryota, Metazoa, Arthropoda, Insecta, Hymenoptera, Halictidae. Gene Ontology annotation, molecular function: guanyl-nucleotide exchange factor activity.